Molecule: messenger RNA, 6278 nt
Organism: Colossoma macropomum (tambaqui)
Lineage: Eukaryota; Metazoa; Chordata; Actinopteri; Characiformes; Serrasalmidae
Gene: uacab
Product: uveal autoantigen with coiled-coil domains and ankyrin repeats b
Exons: 19
Coding region: 623-4714 (1363 amino acids)
Molecular function (GO): actin binding
Source: RefSeq, a predicted model, not a curated record
GGGCCCAUCCGCGUGCUGUUUACCAGGAUAUUUUAGACCCUGAAGAGAUCACAUAUUUACUGCCAGGGGUUGGAUGAUCUUGCCAUUUGGCAUGGAGAGGGAGGAAAAGAGCACAGGCGGGCCAGAGCUGGAGAGAAAGUGAAAGGGAGAGAGAGAGAGAGCGUGAGGGGCUGUAAAAGAGAGGAUUGCUCUGGACUCUGCAGGAAAAGAGGACAGCCUUAUUUCAGUCUAAAAAAGCAACAGAACAGGACAGAAGUGAAGUGAAACUGAAGCCCGGAGGAGGAGCUGCUGUCCCAGGGCUGGUCCCUGUGCUCCACAGCAGCUCACUGCCAAGGCGUGCGUGUGUGUUUUUGUGUGUGUAUGCGUGGAGGCGUGAUGAGAACGCGGGGAGAGGCUGCGGGACGGGGAGGAGUGCACACUCGGCCGAGAUUUACCGGGACUCCGUGAGGCGCAGGCAGCCCACUGGAGCACAGGACUCUACUGAAUUAGGCAGAACAGACGUACGCACUGGCUGGCUGAGUGUAUCUUUCCCUUUGACAGGGAAAUACAGGAAGAAAACUUUAGCGGUUUGUUUUUUUAUACUUGUUCUGCAGCUGCAUAAAGGACCAGCAUCUCCGGCACCAUGAGUCGAUGGCUUAAAUGCACCUCCAUGUAUUUUAACACAGACUGGAACAAAUAUGACGACAGGCUGAUGAAGGCAGUAGAAAGGGGUGAGGUGGACAAGGUUGCAGCUGUACUCAGUAAGAAGGGCAUCAUCCCCACAAAACUAGACGUUGAGGGUCGCUCUGCUUUCCAUCUUGCUGCCACCAGAGGACAUCUGGACUGCCUUAACCUCAUCCUUGGCCACGGCGUUGAUGUCACAGCCACUGAUGCCACUGGGAAAAAUGCCCUACACCUGGCAGCCCGCAAUGGACAGUCACUGUCUGUGCAGAAGCUACUGCAGCACAGCUGUCCUGUUGGAAACGUUGACCUGCAGGGGAGAACAGCGCUGCAUGAUGCUGUCAUGGCAGGCUGCUCCUCCAGUGUUAAGCUGUUGUGCGACAGCGGGGCUUCUGUCAAUGCCAGUGACUUUGACGGUCGAACUCCGUUGGUGCUGGCCACUCAGAUGUGUCAUCCCCGUAUCUGUCAGGUCCUGCUGGAUCAAGGAGCUGACAUCAGAGUGAGAGACAAGCAGAACAAAACUGCAUUGAUCCUCGGUUGUGAGUAUGCAUGUAAGGACGCUGUGGAGGUUUUGCUGAGGAACGGCGCUGAUGUCACUGCUGUGGACGGCUUCGGCCAUGACAGUUAUCACUACGCCCGACUCGGCAAAAACCAGGACCUUGUCAACCUCGUCAAGAGCUACCUGGACAGUGCCACGAAAGCAAAAGAGGCAGCCAGGAUGGAACAGAAAAAGAGACAGCUGUCUGUGGAUGCGGCCUCUGAGACGUUGUUUAAUAGGGAUCAGAUCAUUCACGACCUGGAGAAACAGAAUGAAAGCCAACAAGAAUCCCUGAGGAAAUAUCAUCAGGAGCAAAGGGCUCUGCUGGACAAAGUUAACAUGCUGCAACAGCAGCUCAGUCAGGAAAAAUCAACGGUGGAGGACAUUCACAAAGAGAGAGAACAACUGAAGCUCCUGCUGUCCGCCAAAGAGAAAGAAGAAGGAGCCAGGGCUACAGAGACCGUGAAGGUUCAGCUUCGGAGCCAUCUUGGAGAUUACUCAGGCCAGUCUGUGAUUAAAGGAAAAGAAAAUGUCCUUGUCAGGCAGUCUCACAGCCUGGAUUCAGCUCAGAUUUUGCAGCCUUCGGUUCAGUCUCGUUCCAUGUCCCGGCCAUUGGAGCUCUCUCACCCUGUGCCUGGGACUCCUAGUGAGGUGGACACACUACGGCAAGAGCUGAUCUCCACUCGUAAGAAGCAUGAUGCCACACAGGAAGAGGUAAGCCGCCUGAAGGCAGCACUGACACAGAAGAUCUGUGAGUACGAGGAGCUGGCCAGACUUCGUGAGCAGGCCAAGCACGAAGCAGAUCAGCAGAUCCAGGAGCUGGAGGGGGCACUGGGAGACGUGCAGAAGAGGAUGCUGGACUCUGAGGCCAAGGUCAAGCAGCUGCAGGCCCACGUGGUGGCUGUAAAAGAACACCUCGGCAACCAGAUGGUGGACGACCUCAAAGCUCAGCUUGGCGAGGUCAAGGCCAAAUACGAGGGUGCAUCAGCUGAGGUUGGCCGGGUUAGGAACCACCUGAAGCAGAGUGAGAAAGCCUUGGAGGAGUACAAGAAGAGUGAGGGUGUCUUGGCUCAAGAGGUCGAGAAGAUGACAGCUGAGCUGAACGCAAUGAAAGAAGAGCGUGAGGUGAUGGCUGACACCCUCUUAGAAAUGGAGGCUCAAGUUAAAGAAGCAGAAGCCCAUCUGGCAGCCAUGGUGCCCGGGGAGAAGUUUGACAACAUGAAGAACCUUCUGACCAACGCUGUGGAUGAAAAGGAGAGGCAGCUGGCCGAGCUGAGGGAGGACUAUGACCGUGUGCUGGAGGAGGUGGCGGAGCUCCACAGGGAGGCAGGCGGCCAGGAUACCGUCCCGCUCCAGGAGCAUGAGAGGAUCAAGGCCACCCUAGAGGAGCAGGGCGCCAUCCUGAAGAAGAAGCUGGCUGAUGUCACCUCCAAGUGCCAAUCACUGAUCCACGAGCUGGAAGAAGGUGAGGAUGAGAAGGAAAUUCUCCGGGAAGAGCUGCAGGAGCUCACACAGAAUCUCCAGACUAAGUUCAUUCCUGUCGACUGUCAUGAAGAGAUGAAGAAGGGCCUGGAACGCGCCAUGGAGGAGCUGAAGGAGCAGCUGGAGGAGACAGAGGAGCGUCUGAAAAGAAUCCAGGAGGAGAAGGUCUCACUCUCUGAGAAUGUAAACAACCUAAAGAGCACUCACAUGCCCCGUGAAAGGUAUGAAAGCGAAGUGGCUGCGCUGUCUUCUCAUAGCGCAGAGUUGGAAAAGGACUUGGAGAGUCUCCAGAGGAAGUUCCAGGAAAAAGUGAAGGAGCUUGAGGUUGUGGCAUCUGAGAACACGUCACUGAAACAGAGUAUGGGGGAAGAGUUUGUUAAAAAGGAAGUGCAUGAGCAAGUGCAGACAGAGUUGGGUGAAGCAUUGGAGAAAGCCAAGACUGAAAUUGCCAAGUUGGAGAAAGACGGAGAAGUCAGAGAGGAAGAGCUGAGGAAGGUGAAAGAAGGAAGCGCUAAGUUGAAAGAGGAGUUUAAGAAUGUGCAGGAGAAAUUAGAAAAGGACUGUAUCAGCCUUGUUGAACACAAGGCAGUGACAAGUAAGUUAAAUAGUGCUUUAGCUGAGGCACAUAAGAAAGCUGAUGAAGCUUUCUCCAAAUAUCAGUCUGUUCAAGAAGAGAACUCAAAACUUCACAAAGAAAUUGAAGAUCAGAACAGAGAGCUGGACACAAUUCAGGAAGCGAUUCAUUCCAAGUUUGUCCCGCUGACUACCGUAGAGGAAAAGGAAAAGUGUUUUAAGGCUAAUUUGAAGGACCUGAGAGAGAAACUAGCUGAAGUACAAGAGAAAUAUGAUAAUGCGAAGGCUGACCUGGAAAGUCAGAGACAGGAGAAGGAGGCCAUGAAAUUAGAGAUGUCUUCUGUGCAGCAGAAACUGGAGGCUAACUUUGUGUCCAGUGAGAAAUACAGGGAGGCAGAGGAUGACUAUAAAGGCCAAGUGGAGAAUUUGAGUCUAAAACUGGUGGAGCUGGAGCAGCAAUACAUGGAAGUGACUGUGCAGAGAGCCGAGCUGGAAGAACAGAAUGCGCUGUGCACUGCUGAAAUCCAGAGCCUUCAACAGCGCCUGGAGAGCGAGUUUGUUCCGCUGGAACAGUUUGAGGCCUUGCAGCACUCGCUGGGAUCCAGCUUGCAGGAGGCACAGGCUGAAUGUGAACGGCUCAGAGAGGCCUACAAUCUGGAAGUUCAGCACGUUCGAGAGUUGGAGAGGGAUCUGCAGAGCCGCAGUAAUGAUGGUCAAGCAAGAGAGACCUUGGAGAGGGAGGUGACAGAGCUUCGACUGGCCCUGAGAGAGGAGGAGGAGACCAGUGCCCAGAGGGCCGAGGACGUGGCCACCCUGCAAACGGAGCUGCUCAGAGCAACACACGCCUUGGAUGACCUUCGCAGCCACGAAGGUCAGGUGGCCGAGCUUCGGGCAGAGAAGCAGAGACUGGAGGAGGAGGUGGCUGAGCUCAGCGAUCGGCUCUUGGGCCUGGAAGAUCAAUGUGAGGAGCUGUAUAAGGAGCUAACCCAAGCCAGAGAGGGUGAGAGCAAGGCACGGACAGAGACGGAGAACCUCCAGGCCAAAAGCACCUCCAUCGAGAAGGAGAUCCGAGAGUUGAAGGAGAGAUACGAUGACUCGCUCAGUACCAUCGGAGACUUGCAGAAGAGGAUUCAGGCCUCCUCGGAGCAGACCGAGGCCAAAGACAAAAGGAUCACAGAGCUGCUGGCGGACGUGGAGAGACUAAAGCAGGCUCUGAACGGCCUGUCCCAGCUGGCGUACACUGGCAACACGCCCAACAAGAGACACACACAACACAUUGACACACUCCAGGCGCAGGUCAAGAGCCUCCAGCAGCAGCUGGCUGAUGCUGAGAGGCAACAUAGAGAGGUGGUUUCAAUUUAUCGAACUCAUCUUCUGAGUGCUGCACAGGGUCACAUGGAUGAAGACGUCCAAGCAGCCUUGCUGCAGAUUAUCCGAAUGAGGCAGCAGUUUGUGUGCUAAAACCCCGCCUAAAGGCACCACUGACUCAAAUCCAACGUUCCUCUCUAGGUUUACAAUAAGACAAAGCCAUGCCCUCGUUCAGUCAGAAAGCAUUCGCGGAAUUAGAAGUGUCCUCCCCUGUGUUGGUCUGUGCUUCAGUAGAAUGAAUCAAAACCUAUUAUGGCUUUGUAGUGAUAAGGAGCAUUGGCAACAGCAGUUGCAGAACUGUUGCUAAGAGAGGCUGUAAUUAGGCCUACUUUACGCCUCCUAAAAAUGAGCAGUGGAGGAGUAGUUUAACUCUGAAUCAACAAAUAUAACGUUUGGCUGGCAAUUGUACUCCAGAGUGGCGUAAUAUGUGACUAAGAGUAGUAAUUUGUUGUGCUAUAGGCUGUGUCUUCUGAGUUCUAUCCUCAGUAGAGGUUUGUGCUGUGUUGUGCCGGGUUUUAUGUUGUUCAAGUAAUGGAGACUCAUGUAUCUCCUAUUUUUCUCAAUGGAAUGGCCUCGAGCCUGAAAACAGAUGAUGUCCAUAUUUCCCAGGCCUGGCCUCUCCUUGUCUCUAUGUAGCUACUUAUUUUAGACGCUUAGUCUUUGCUAUAAUCUGCAGUCAGGGAGCAGGUCUCCUACCUCUGUUGUAAUGGGUACUGGGCACAAACAGUCUUUUACUAAGGUCCAAACAACACAUCACAAAAGCAGCAUGGCUAAAUUUACAUGACUGGAGCUGGCCUUAGGUGCUUUAUCUAGCAUCUCCCUUAGCAACAGUAAUAGCCACUGACGGCAGCCAAGGUAUCAAAAAAAGUGAAAGCUGGAUUUGAGUCUGUGAAUGUCAAUGGCUGUGGAUGAAAUGCCCCCCCCCCAGGUAAUCAGAGAUGCUGCUCCCUUUUCCAGCUCCAAGCCUUCUGUUACCUGGAUAAUACUGCCCUCUUGUGGUGUGACUUGGCUGGCCAAGUUUUGAUGACAAAAUUUAGCUCUUUGUAGUUUAUUUGGCAGUGUAGGAGAUGUGACGCCUUUGAGAUUUUCUUUGGUGCUUCCAAAAUCUGAUAUUUUUAUCAUAGCUUUAUACUACUUUUAAUUAAUUAUCGCCAUGUUUUAUGGUAAUACUAUUCAGCAGGACUGGACUAGAAUGGCACAAUUACCUAUUCAAGGUACAGAACAUUUAGAUUUUCAUAUUUUUCAUUUUAUUAAUGUAUCAUUCUUUCCUUACACUAGUAAAGUGCAUUUAGCAGUAACUUGGUGCCCUUUUAGCUGCUUUAGCCGAAUCACUGACAUUAACAUAGCAUCAUAAUGCUGAGUGAAGUAGUAUAUAUUCACUGAGCUAACGCUAAUUGGCUACGCCAAUAAUAACUUAUUGCAGAAAAGGCUACUGAUUUCUAUUAACUGUUAAUAUGAACAUAAAUGAAGUUUUGGUUCUCAAUUGGGAUAGAAUGUCAUAGCUUCAUAACUGUAAAUCAUUUCUGCUUUAUUGAUCUAAAUGUAGUUUGUUGUUUUUCAUGCUAUGUAGGCUUCUUUUUUUUUCUUUUUUGUUGUUUUUUUUGUUUUAUGAAUUAGUGAUUUUAAUGUCAAUAAAAGUGCCUACUUUAGACUAAAA